This is a messenger RNA of Carassius carassius (crucian carp), 5499 nucleotides long. Its product is annotated as utrophin-like. Lineage: Eukaryota; Metazoa; Chordata; Actinopteri; Cypriniformes; Cyprinidae. The record is from RefSeq and is a predicted model, not a curated record. Bases 140 to 4969 code for a protein of 1609 amino acids. Gene Ontology annotation, biological process: synaptic signaling. Gene Ontology annotation, cellular component: plasma membrane. Gene Ontology annotation, molecular function: protein binding; zinc ion binding. The transcript has 36 exons.
CAGAACUCAGCCAGUUGUGCUGGAAUCAUCGUCUUCUCCUCCGCAGAGAUCAGAGUCAUCCCUCGUUCCUCAGGAUGAGAGGAGCGCAUCCGUCUCCCCGUCCGACUAUCUGCUGGACAUUAAUAAGGUUCUGCUGGCCAUGGCCGACAACGAGCUGCUUCUGAACUCCUCAGAGCUCAGCGGAGGACUGUUUGAGGAUUUCUCCAGCCAGGAGGACACGCUCAGGAAUAUAAAGGAGAGUUUGGAGCGGCUGGGAGAGCAGGUCGAAGUGAUUAAUGAGCGCCAGCCGGAUGUGAUUCUGGAAGCUUCCAGACAGGAGAUGGCACAGAUAUCUGAUGCCCUGACACAGCUGAACUCCGAGUGGGACAGAGUCAACCGCAUGUACAGCCAGAGGAAAGGGUGUUUCGAUGGAACUGUGGAGGAGUGGAGGCAGUUUCACUGUGACAUGAAUGAUCUCUCGCAGUGGCUGAGUGACACUGAACAGGUCCUGGCUGACGGAGAACUGGACCUGGACCGCGCUCGCGCACAGCAACAGGACCUGGAGGAAGGUCUGGCCUCUCAUCAGUCUGUUGUGGCAGUGUUGAGCCGGUCUGGAGAGCACAUCAUCGGUCAGGUGUCGUCACCUGACGCUGCUCUGCUGCAGGAGAAGCUGGACGCUCUGAGACGCCGCUGGACAUGUGUGCAGAGUCAAGUGUGUGAGCGCCAGCGCAGGUUGACGGGUGUGGAUCCAGCCGUGAUGGAUGUGCUUCAGAGGACCGCUGGUCUGGCUCAGUGGCUGGAGCACACGGAGGUCGCUGUGGAGAUGCUGCCGGUUUCAGCCUCCGACAAGAGCCUCAGAGAGCUCAAGGCCUUGACGGAGGAGAUGGAUGGUCAGAAUGAGACGUUGUCAUGGCUGAAUAAAACUGGCUGUCAGAUCUUGUCAAACUCCAGUCUGAGUCCUCAGGACAGAGACACUCGUGUGAAUAAAAUCAGGCAGAUAAACCUCAGCUGGAGUAAAGUGAGCCGUGAGCUGCUGGAUAAGGUGCGUGAGGUGGAGGGGCGUCUGCAGACACACACAGCGGUCCAGGACGAGAGGAGGCUGGGGUCGUACACACAGUUUCAGGAGCGCAUGAGCAGACUGGGUGGCUGGGUUUACAUCAGCAGCCAGUCUCUGAGCGACGUCACACCGGCGGAGAGACAGGUUCUGGAAAUGUCCAUGCGAGAGCAGAAGCGGGAGCUGGAGGAGCUGUUGUCUUACUCUAUUGAGCUCCAGAGGAAACAGCUGCUUUUACCACAGGAGAAGAGUAAAAUCGAACAGCUGGCUGCAGACUGGAAAGCUCUGGAUGCCAGACUGAAAGAGCCGUCUCCAGAGCUGGCGGGCCCGAGCUACCUCGAGCAGACUGCGACAGAGCUGGCGGGCCCGGGCUACCUCCAGCAGACGGCCACAGAGCUGUCGGACUGGCUGCUCCUCAUCAACCAGAUGCUCAAAUCCAACAUCGUCACGGUGGGAGACAAAGAGGAGAUCCACACCACCAUCAGCCGCCUGCAGGUGACUAAAGGUGAUCUGGAGCAGAGACAUCCACAGCUAGAAGACAUCAUCACUCUGGCUCAAAACAUCAAGAACAAAACCUCCAACCUCGACUUGCGCACCUCCAUCUCUGAGAAACUGGAGAAGGUCUGCAGCCAAUGGGACGGCACACAGCAUGGCUUGGAGGCACGGCUUCUGCAGCUUGAGUGCAUGAUCGGCCACAGUGACCAAUGGGAGGAGCAGAGGCACAAGGUGAACUCUCUGAUUGGACAAAACGAGAUGCGUCUGAACAACCUGCUGCAGCUGAGCCGGGAGCCGCUUACCAAACAGAUCAGUGACAACAAGGCGUUCCUGCAGGAGCUCAGUCGAGGACAGGAGAGCCUGACGUCCUUUAAUGAACUGUCCAAUCAGCUUCUGCAGGAAUAUGCCGCUGACGACACGCGCAAGGUCAAAGAGGUCAUGGACAAACUCAACACGGUGUGGAACAGCGUCAAUAACAGGGCGUCGGACCGUCAGGCUGAGUUGGAUUCAGAGCUGAAGUCUCUCCAGGCGUGUCUCCGAGAGCUCAAGUGGCUCCAUGAGGCGGAGACUACGGUCAACGUGUUAUCUGACGCCGCCCAGAGGGAGGAGCUCUCGCAGGACUCCGCCCACAUCACAGAGCUCAAAGGGCAGCUUGAGGACAUCCAGGCGGAGAUUGAGGCUCAUAAUGAUGUCUUCAGGAGUGUGGAUGGGAAUAAGAUGAAGAUGGUGAAGGCUCUGGGGAGCUCAGAGGAAGCAGUUUUCCUUCAACAGAGACUGGAUGACAUGAACCAGCGCUGGAACGACCUGAAGGCCAAAUCAGCCAAUAUACGGGCUCAUCUGGAGGCCAGUGCUGAGCGCUGGAACCGGCUUCUGUCAGUCCUGGAGGAGCUGGGCCGCUGGAUCAGUGUGAAGGAUGAGGAACUGAACAAACAGAUGCCCAUCGGAGGAGACGUGCCCACAGUGCUGCAGCAGCAGAACCACUGCACAGCUCUGUGGGCGGAGCUUAAGGAGCGGGAGCAAGUAGUUCUCAGCACAUUGGAUCAGGCACACAUGUUUCUAGCCGACCAGCCAAUCGAAGGACCCGAAGAGCCACGCAAGAACCUGCAACCCAAAACUGAGCUGAGCCCAGAGGAGAAGGCCCAGCGGGUGGCUAAAGCGAUCCGAAAGCAGACUGCAGAGGUGGGCGAGCGCUGGGAGAGGCUCAUGGGACACGCGGGCACCUGGCAAGAGCAGGUGGACAGGGCACUAGAUAAACUCCAAGAUCUCCAGAGAUCCAUGGACCAACUGGACCUGCGUCUAGCCCAGGCCGAGGAGCUCAAAGCUGGAUGGCAGCCCGUGGGAGACCUUCUCAUAGAUUCCCUACAGGAUCACAUCGAGAAAACAACGGCGUUUCGUGAUGAGAUCGCGCCUCUGAAACAGGAUGUCCAGGCAGUGAAUGAUCUGGCAGGUCAGCUGACCCCACUGGACGUCCAGCUGUCCUCCACCACCAGCCGUCAGUUACACGACCUCAACAUGCACUGGAAACUACUGCAGGCGGCUGUAGAGGAACGGUUGAAGCUCUUACAGGAAGCACACAGGGAUUUUGGACCCUCCUCUCAACAUUUCUUAUCCACUUCGGUGCAGUUGCCCUGGCAGAGAGCAGUGUCCCAGAAUAAAGUGCCCUACUACAUCAAUCAUCAGAGUCAGACGACGUGCUGGGACCAUCCCAAGAUGACCGAGCUCUAUCAUUCUCUGUCUGACCUCAACAACGUGCGGUUCUCUGCGUACAGGACGGCGAUGAAGAUCCGCCGGCUGCAGAAAGCCCUCUGCUUGGAUCUGUUGGAUCUGAGUGUGGCUCAGUCCAUGUUCCAGCAGCACAGUUUGACGGUAAACUCCCAGCAGCUGACGGUUCCUGAGGUCAUCAACUGCUUGACGUCUGUGUAUGACGGCCUGGAGCAGGAACACAAAGACCUGGUCAACGUCCCACUCUGUGUGGACAUGUGUCUCAACUGGCUGCUCAAUGUCUACGACACGGGUCGCAGUGGGAAAAUUCGAGUUCUGUCCAUGAAGAUUGGUCUUCUCUCUCUUUGUAAGGGUCACCUGGAGGAGAAAUACAAAUGUCUGUUUAAUCAGGUGUCAUCGGUGGGUGAGACGUGUGAUCAGAGGCAGUUGGGUCUUCUGCUGCAUGAUGCCAUUCAGAUCCCUCGACAGCUGGGCGAGGUGGCGGCCUUCGGCGGGAGCAACAUCGAGCCCAGCGUCCGCAGCUGCUUCCAGCAUGUGACCAAUAAGGUGGAGCUGGAGCCCGGGCAGUUUAUUGAUUGGAUGAGGCUGGAGCCGCAGUCGAUGGUUUGGCUUCCGGUCCUGCACAGAGUGGCAGCAGCAGAAACGGCCAAACACCAGGCCAAGUGCAAUAUCUGUAAAGAGUUCCCCAUCGUGGGCUUCAGAUAUCGCAGUUUGAAGCACUUCAACUAUGACGUUUGCCAGAGUUGUUUCUUCUCUGGUCGCACAGCGAAGGGUCAUAAACUCAACUACCCCAUGGUUGAGUACUGCACACCGACCACCUCAGGAGAAGACAUGCGAGAUUUCACCAAAGUCUUAAAAAACAAGUUCCGCUCAAAGAAGUAUUUCGCCAAGCACCCUCGCCUGGGAUAUCUGCCUGUCCAGACAGUCCUCGAGGGAGACAACAUGGAAACGCUUUCUCCAUCGCUACAAUUCUCUCAUGACGACACACACUCACGGAUAGGGCAGUACGCCAACAGGUUGGCACAGAUGGAGCGAUCUAAUGGCUCUCUGCCCACCGACAGCAGCUCGGCCACUGGAAGCAUGGACGAGGAGCACGCUUUAAUCCUGCAGUACUGCCAGACUUUGGGAGGGGAGGGCUCAUCCUUCAGCCAGCCCCAAACCCCCGCCCACAUCAGCAGGAGCCCCGCCCAUAACACUCACAGCCCCUCCUACCUGCUCCAGAGCCCCGCCCAGAUCCUACAGGCUGUGGAGAGGGAGGAGCGAGGAGAGCUGGAGCGGAUCAUAGCACGACUGGAGGAGGAGCAGCGGACCCUGCAGAGGGAGUAUGAACAGUUGCGCCAGCAGCACGGUCAGCCCGGUGCGGGGGUCACAGCUGUUAGCGGGGCCCUUGAGGAAGCUGACCUGUUAGCUGAAGCUAAACUCCUGCGGCAGCACAAGGGACGGCUAGAGGCCCGCAUGCAGAUACUGGAGGACCAUAACAAACAGCUGGAAUCACAGCUCUACCGACUACGCCAGCUGCUGCAUCAGCCUGAGUUAAAUGGCUUGUCCUCUUCUGGCUCUCUCCAUCAGGAUACAGCAGGACAGGCCGAGCUCGCAGAUGAGUUUCUCCAUCAGUGUGCUAACAGUAACUCUGAUCUGUCUGAGGUUGUGGAACAGAUUAACCACAGUUUUCCUGCAUGCUCUCCGUCAAGUGUGUCCUCAAGGCCGAAGGUGAUGUGAAUGUUUUCAGCAGAACAUCCCUUUGGAAAUCUUGCGGACAUGAAGAGCAGUCUCAAACUAGACAUGACAAGAAGAUUCCCAUUCUAGAGAUGCAGAUUCCCUCUAGGCUGUUUGUCCUCGAACCCAAAGACUCUGGAACAGGACCACACAGUUCAUUCAAUGGCUAUUACUACUGCGUCUGUCUGUACUAUGCAACUGUACAUUUGAUCAACAUGUAGAUUGUACGUGAGGUGUACCUGCCCAUUGUUUUAAUACUCAGAUGAUUAUUUAGGGUUAUGGGGGCCAUUUAUCGUAUAACAUAUAUGCUUUUAUUACUGUGUUCACCAAGGAACCACACUGCUACCACACGCAGCUCACAUUAGUUGCUGUUCAGAAUGGCACGGUGUCUUUCUACAGACGUGGUUAUUAGUUUAAUCAGAAAACGAUUUGAACAUCCGUGUAUAUGAAGACGAAGCGGUCUCGUAAUGCUAAACUGUUAGCGAAUGUUGCCCCCAGCAUUAUUCUGUUCAACUUUAAACUGUUUUGACAGU